GAGCUGGUUUGCUAGAAGCAGCCGCGGGCCGGGCAAACGAGCGCGUUCCCAAGCGGGCCCGGGGCGGGCGUCCCCGCCGCUUCUCGGAGCGAGCUGGCCGCUGGCGCGGAAUGGAGCGGGGCUCACUUCAGCGCUGGAGCCCAGACGGUCGGGUUGUUCGCAGUCCCGACCCGACUGAAUCCGCCGCUUGUAGUCGGGUCCUGUCGGGUUGCCGGGCUCUCGAAGCCCAGGUAUUAUAUGCAAGGGGUGUGUCGUGAAGGAAGCAGGUGUUUGUUUUCACAUGACUUAACUACAAGCAAACCCUCUACUAUCUGCAGAUACUACCAGAAAGGACAGUGUGCCUAUGGAACUCGCUGCAGAUUUUCAAGGAAGCUGUGGCACUGAAAGACUGGUGCAUUCAUCACAACAUGUACCCCAUAGUCCUGCAUGCCUAGCAGAUCAACUGAAUUGGGACAGAGGAGAACUGCUCAAAUGGCCUCUAAAGACAUCAGUGGCAGAUGAGAUCUUUGCUCUCGGGAGUUAUCUGGAAAUAGAGCUCUCUUUGACAAGGCAUGAGAGUGUGAAUGACCAGUCCAUCUUCAAGAACUCUGGUUACAGAUAUGAUCACACAAGACCAUCUGGGUCUGGUGGUGCAGUGGGUACUGUGCUACCCAGCCUUUCUUCACCAUCGUUCAACAGCCCUAACCCUCUGCCAGAGCAUAACAUGCCUGUAAUCAAGAGCAAAACACAUGAGCCUGGAAAACGCAAAAAGAGAACAUUAGUGCUUAGGGAUAGAGAUUUAUGUGGUUUGAGUGAAGAACAGGUGAGACUCAGUGCCGUGAGUGAUCCAGUGUGUUGCAGUGACAAAAAUGAUAAUCUGGAAGUGAAGCCCCAUUCGUAUUUAGAAGCUAUUUGCAGUGGGCUCGAAGAAGAUUCAGUGGCUGGAAGUUCCUUUACUGAUGGACAGCAGCUAUGUCCCUAUGCAGCAGCUGGGGAAUGCCAGUUUGGUGACAGGUGUCUUUACCUCCAUGGAGAUGUGUGUGAAAUCUGUGAAUUGCAAGUACUUCAUCCCUUUGACCCAGAGCAGAGGAAGGCUCAUGAGAAGAUGUGCAUGGCAGCAUUUGAACACGAGAUGGAGAAGGCCUUUGCCUUUCAGGCAAGUCAGGACAAAGUAUGCAGUAUCUGCAUGGAAGUGGUGUAUGAGAAACCAUCAGCCUCAGAGAGAAGGUUCGGAAUCCUUUCCAAUUGCAAUCACACCUACUGCUUGUCCUGCAUCCGGCAGUGGAGGUGUGCCAAACAGUUUGAGAAUCUAAUCAUAAAAUCCUGCCCACAGUGCCGAGUGACAUCAGAGUUCGUAAUUCCUAGCGUAUACUGGGUAGAAGACCAAAACAAGAAAAAUAAGCUGAUUGAGGCAUUUAAGCAGGGAAUGGGGAAAAAGGCCUGCAAAUACUUUGAACAAGGAAAGGGAACCUGCCCAUUUGGAGGAAAAUGCCUUUACCUUCAUGCUUACCCUGAUGGGACACGAGCUGAACCUGAGAAACCACGAAAACAGCUGAGUUCAGAAGGGACUGUGCGGUUCUUCAAUUCUGUUCGGCUUUGGGAUUUUAUUGAAGACAGAGAAAGUAGGACUAUGCCCACUGCUGAAGAUGAAGUGACGGAGCUUGGAGAGCUUUUCAUGCACCUCUCUGGGGCAGAUCAAGGGUCUGCCCCUCCUCAAUAAAGGGAACUAAGGAACA
Molecule: messenger RNA, 1715 nt
Organism: Dermochelys coriacea (leatherback sea turtle)
Lineage: Eukaryota; Metazoa; Chordata; Testudines; Dermochelyidae
Gene: MKRN2
Product: makorin ring finger protein 2
Exons: 9
Coding region: 344-1699 (451 amino acids)
Biological process (GO): protein polyubiquitination
Molecular function (GO): ubiquitin protein ligase activity; metal ion binding
Source: RefSeq, a predicted model, not a curated record